AUGGCUGCGAACGAAUCUCAAUCUCAGGUGGGAGCUUUAGGCAACCUCCUGGAUUUCGACGACACGGUGAAAGCACAUGAAGGUCUUGUCCAUGCGGACUAUCCCCGCAGCCCAGAAUGGAUAAUGUCCAAAUAUUAUACCAAGUUCGAGCUCACUGGGGAAUUACGAUAUCUCAAUCUCGCAAUCAGUCUUGGCGAAGAAUACGCUAUUACUAUGACAUCACCUGAAGCAGGUCCCUUUUAUUAUCUCGCCGAUUGGAUGGUCGACAGAUAUUAUCUCGAAAAGAAUUUCCUAGACCUAAAAAGCGCUUCUAAUUACAUUCAAAAGGCAUUCCAAGCCACCACCCAGGACCAACGAAUCUGGAUUCCAUGCCUUGUCACGAAUUCACGUAUUCUAACGGCCGUUUAUGAGCAUACUCUGGAUGUGGCUGAUCUGGAAAAGGCAAUCAAGAUUUCUAGAAAGGCGGCCGAUUCAACGAAAUCAGGGGACAUAAAUCGGCUUCCUGCUCUGACUUAUUUAGCCUCAUUGCUCCCGGACUGGUAUUCGAAAACUCGCUCAAUAUCAGAUCUGGAUGAAUCGAUCAAAGUUGGUGAGGAAAUUCUUUCACUCAUGCCUGGCGAUGAUCGACGGAGACUUAAAUAUGUCAACUAUUUGUCUGUGUGCAUCAGAAACAAAGCACUUACAACGGGUCUAGCCCAAGAGCUUGAUAAGUCUAUAUCCCUCUUACGAGAAGCCUUGGCCGUGGCAAUAGGAAGCACGUCAAUCAAAAGAACGAUUUUGCAAAACCUUGCACUGUUUCUCUACGACAGAUACAAUAUGAGAAGAUUGUCCAGUGACCUCAAUGAAUCUAUUCAGAUUUGCACGGAUGAGGUGGAAGCACUGGCGCCCGAUGACCCAAUGCUCGUUGAUUUUUUAAAGAACCUCAGGCUUAGCCUACGCAGGAAGUAUUUUGAAGACAUGAAUAUUGAAAAUACAAGGGAUCUUGUCAUCGCUACUCGAAGGAGCAUCAAAAUCAUACCAAAGGGGAGCCCAGACUACACAGACCUUCUAAUUGAACUUGGCUCAGCGAUGUACAGGCUACAAAGCCUUACGUGUCAGAGCUCAGACCUAGAGGAGGCAAUUAAUGUGCUUAAAAAGACCCAAAAGUUAGAACAUCACCAUACACCUAACAACCCACUUCGUCUCGAGAUGCUUUGUGAUCUCCUCCGCGAGAGGUUUUCGCAGCGAGGACAAAUGUCUGACAUUCUUGAAGCUGUACAGGCUGGCCAAAGAUCUAUUGAAAACACAAGCAAAGAUGAUCCUAAACUACCCGAAAGGCUUUUUCUCUUGGGGUCUGCAUAUCAAGCCCUAUAUAAGCGGUAUAGGAACAACAAGCACUUUGAGACCUCAGUACUAUUGGCUCGUGAAGCUAUAGACGCAACUACCAAGCAAGACAGCCAAAGGUUGCGAUUUCAGAGCAGUCUUGCUGAAUGGCUGGGGCAGAAACAUUCUGUCGGCGGGUCGCUUCAUGCUUUUAACGAGGCGAUAGAGCUCGGUUCAGAAUCUGGGGGGGCAGUUUUUAUUGGGCAUUCAGACAGAUCAUUGCGUACGAAAGCGCUAACAGAUCCUUUGUCUCAUCGAUUCCUGUUGGAAGGACAGCAUAAAGAUCUGGACCACGCUAUCAGUCUCGCCCAAGAGGAAGCUAGUUCCACAGAGGUGGGCCCUUCGGAUCGCUCAUCACGGCUACUUCAAUUAGGAUUUUUGCUGUAUGUGAGAUACCGGACAGUUGGCGAUGGGGGCUCAUUAGAGUCUGCCAUUCAAUUCUCGCGGGAGGCAAGAAAGGAAGCGCCAGAUCUUUCCGAUAUCCGAGUUGAAGCCUCUGCUCGACUAUCAACUCUCCUUACGGCUCGGUAUGAAAAUAUGGGAGAAUCAAGCGACUUGCGUGAAGCCUCAGAUCUGAUAUCAGAAAGCAUCAAUGAAACUCCUCAAGGCCACUUGUUUAUGCCUAAAUGGCUCAUGAUCAAAGCAAAUAUAGCUUUUCUUCAAUUUUCAAAUACCUGGAAACUCGAGGAUGUGGAAGAAGCGAUUCAUCUUGGACAACGAGCCGUCUCCGCCAAUUCACACGAUGGAUCGAUGAUGGCCAGGCUCAGCCUUUUUUUCAUCAACAAAAGUGUCAUCACACAGGACAUUUCCGAUAUCGAGAUCGCAGUCCGGCUCCAACGGGACGCUCUCAAACAACUUUCAGUUCAUGACAAAGAAUUCCCGAGUUUCGCCACAAACCUGGCAGAAUGUCUUUCGCGGCGAUCAUGCCAUACAUCGAACGCCAAAGAUUUGAAUGAGUCCAUCCGACUCUCUCGGGAAGCGCUAGGUGCUAUAAAUCCAAGUGAUCCGCAGAGGGGAGGCUAUCUUGUCAAUCUUGGCUCAAGACUUUAUUCUCGCUAUCUUAAGCUUAGGGAAAUUGCGGACCUAGCGGAAGCCAUUAGUCUUGGCGAGGCGGCCCUUGAAGAAAAUCUCGACGCUUCUGAUCGCGCUCAAUGUCUAAAUUUUCUUUCGGAGUGGAUUGGCCAUCUAUGUCAAAGAACGAAUGACAUCUCUCAUCUCAGAAAAGCGAUUGAUUUGGCCCAAACAGCCGUCAACAUGACUCGAGAAGGACAAUAUGAUAUGGGCUCAAGGAUAAAUACGCUCACAAAAAGACUCUACGAACUGUAUUGGAUCACCAACUUGGAAUCUGAUCUCCAUGAAGCUGUGGAAAUGGCUCGAAAGGGAAUGCAGCAGGCUAAAGACUACUCUCGAACGGCUUCUUUAAACUUGAUGGGUACCAUCCUGAUAUCUAGGUACGACAGGACGAAGAAUGUGGUAGAUCUUGACAGCGCUAUUGAUCACCUCCGCAAAGCUAUCGAUGUAGCAUGGAAGGACCAAACUCCAGGAUACUUAAUGAACCUAGCGGCGGCAUACCUGAAGAAGUACAGGGAUGGUCGCCAAAAAGAGGCUCUUGAUGAGUGUGCAGGGUGCCUGAAGGCCGUAAUUGGGCAUACAGAUACAUCACUGAUGCUCAAGUUACAUGCACAAAGAGAACUUUUAAGAGUUUUUGCCGACGAUCUACGGUGGAAAGAGGCCUUGAAGGUCGCAGAAUCUGCGAUUUAUAUCAUCCGACCAUUACUAUUCGGCACAUUUGAGAGCGUUGAUAGGCAGGACUUGCUUCGUCGUGUCUCAGGUUUGGGCUGCGAAGCUGCAUCAGUGGCAUUAGCAUCUCCUAAGAGCGAGGCGACAGCCUUGCAUUUCCUCGAGCAAUGCCGCGGUGUGCUCACAACAUCAGUUCAUGAUAUGCGGAGCAGCAUACCGGAGCUCAAGAGACAACAUCCUAAGUUGGCUCAAAAAUUGGUCGAGGCAAAGCAGUUAUUUCACAAGGUAGGCAUCGGCAAGCAAGAAGACCAAGUUCAGCAUUUGCCUGAGCAGAGACCGGACAAGAUUUUCGAUGAGAUUCUAUCUGAUAUCAGAAAUCAGCCUAACUUCGACAAUUUCUUACUCCCGCCUACCGAAUCCAUGAUGAAAGCUGCCGCCCGUCGUGGUCCUAUCGUUGUUGUGAAUGCCAGCGUGAUCCGCUGUGACGCAAUAAUCAUAGAACCUUGCCAGAUACGAUCCAUUCCUUUACCAGAACUCGAGAUGGAUGUAAUUAAGAGCAAGGCACAAAUGGACCUCGGGAGCACGCCAGUCUUAGAGUGGCUAUGGGACACGAUUGCUCACCCCGUGUUUGACGCCCUUGGUAUGAGUGAACGCUCUAACACCGACGGCAACUGGCCGCAUAUUUGGUGGGUUCCGAUGGGACCCCUGAGUAGAUUUCCGCUACAUGCUGCAGGAUAUCACUUAAGAUACCCACCAGAAACCGUAAUCGAUCGAGUGAUAUCUUCAUAUAGUUCGUCACUCCGAAUGUUGAUUAUGGAAUCCGACUCUCCGCCAACCGCCGCGCCGGUUACGAAGGCAGCUCUUCUCGUAACUAUGGAGAAUACCCCUGGAUACAGUAGACUUCCCUUUGCGCUUCAAGAAACUCAGGAAGUCCAAAAAAUAUUGAUGGCAAUGAACAUCACCAUGCUUGAGCCAAAACCCUUCCGAGAAGACGUUCUUGCCGGCUUGAUGGCUUGCAACAUUUUCCAUUUCGCCGGCCACGGUAGGGUUAAUUUGAACGAUCCGUCGAAAAGCCAGCUGUUAUUAAAAGACCACGAAACCAAUCCACUAACAGUAUCAAACAUAAAUGAAUUAAAUUUGGCCAAAACCCGCCCUUUUUUGGCCUACUUGUCGGCUUGCGGAACAGCAAAAAUCCGACAUGAGCAGCUCGUAGACGAAAGCAUCCAUCUGAUAACGGCUUUCAAAACCGCCGGAUUUCGUCAUGCAGUAGGAAGUCUUUGGGAAAUAAGCGACGAUACUUCAGCCCAUAUGGCAAAAGGACUAUAUGAAGAAUUAAGCGAGGGGAUGAUGUCGGAUGCAGCGGUGGCCAGUGCUCUUCACAACACGACUAGAAAACUACGGGAUAUAUGGGCACGUUCAUUGACGGAGAGCACCUACUCUCGAACAACACAUAUCAUAGACCAUGAGGAGUUCCUUCGGGACGUGGAAUUAGAUGAAGAUAACUUUGGUGGGCUUUCAUGGGUUCCAUAUGUUCACUUUGGGCCUUAG
Messenger RNA from Clonostachys byssicola, 4650 nucleotides. NCBI's taxonomy places the organism in Eukaryota, Fungi, Ascomycota, Sordariomycetes, Hypocreales, Bionectriaceae. The record is from the annotation of a GenBank genome assembly.